AGAGGCUAUAAAACUACCAUUGAUAAUAACAUUCUAUUGUGAAAAGUCAAGUCAUAGUUAGUUAUAUUGAUUGCUCAGGAUAUUUCUAUUAGAGUAUUCAGUUAAUUAUUUUAAAUAUAUCGCUAUUUCAUUCCUUCGUUUUACAGUAUUACUAUUCUCCAAUAUAUUAUAGAGUUCAUCAUCAUCAAUGAAGUUGUUUAAUAUUAUAAUAAGUUUAUUUUGUUAUUUCAUAAUAGUACAGGGUCUUGCUGAUCAAGAUAUGGAUCCAGAGACUACUUCUGGUCCUCCACCUCCAACUACUGUUUGGAUUACUGUGACUACUAAUGGACAUCCAGUUACUAUUCAAUCACUUUAUUCUCAAGAAUUUAUGAAAACAUAUACAGAAGCAGAAACUACUGGUGUUGAAUCUGGGGUUGCUGGAUUAGGUUCACUUCUGGGAAGUGUUGGAGGUUUAAGAACAUAUGAACAAAGUACAGUAGGAGGAGGAUCUCCUGAAAGAUUUAAUUCUAUUACGGCUAUUUAUUCUUCCAUAGUAGGAGUAAUUCUUUUAUUCUUUGGAUUAAUCUAAUCCUCCAUACUUAACUUUAUUUUACUUACUUUAACGAAAACAAAAAUAUGUAAUGAUACCUAAAAUGAAAUAACUAAAAAUGAAUUUUAAUCCAUUUUAAAAAAAAACAUAUAUAUUAUCACCAAUUAUUUUACUUUAACAUUCCAUGUAUAUUACUACUAUCUUGUAUAUCUACAAAUAAAUAGAUAACAAUUAUCAUAUCUUUCUUUAACUUGACCCCUUCCCUUCCCUUUAACUAUAUAGCUUUAAUACUAUUUUCAAAUUUACGUGCAUGUCCCAAUUUCUACAACCAAAAAAAAUUUUUCUACUGCGAUAGCU
This is a messenger RNA of Scheffersomyces amazonensis, 886 nucleotides long. RefSeq names its product Pga1p (gene PGA1). Gene Ontology annotation, biological process: fungal-type cell wall organization. Bases 188 to 568 code for a protein of 126 amino acids. The transcript has a single exon. Lineage: Eukaryota; Fungi; Ascomycota; Pichiomycetes; Serinales; Debaryomycetaceae. The record is from RefSeq and is a predicted model, not a curated record.